AUGUCUGAUGUCUACUUAGUUACUGGUGGAUCUGGUUAUCUUGCUGGUUUCGUCCUUCUCAACUUGCUUGAACAAGGAGCAAAGAUCAAGACCACUCUUCUCUUCCCUGAAGAAGAAGCUCAAUUGAGAGAAUCGUUGUACUCCUCAAGCGACAAUCUUACUAAGGAGAUUGUCGAUGCAAAUUUGAAGGUUUACCAAGCCGAUGUGACUUCGGAUGACCACUGGACCGAAAUCUUUCAAGAUGUCAACUAUGUUCUUCACUUAGCUUCUCCUUUCCCUCUAGUUCCUCCCAAAGAUCCAAAUGACUUGAUUAUUCCAGCAAGAGAAGGUACUUUACGUAUCAUCCGCUUUGCUUCGAAAACGAACACUGUCAAGCACAUGGUCGCCACAUCAUCUUUUGUUGCAAUUGGAUUUGGUCACGAGAAACCAGUGUUUACCGAAGAGGACUGGACUGACACAGAAAAAGUGGAUGCAUACCCACUUUCCAAGACUUUGGCUGAAAGGGCUGCUUGGGAGUAUAUUAAAUCCACCCCCGUCAAAUUUGGCUACACUACUAUUAACCCAGUCUUGAUGAUUGGACCUUCCUUGAAGAAGCAAGUUACCAACUCAACUUCAUUGAACAUCAUCAAGAGUAUGUUCGACGGUACAAACAAGGAUGGAGUUAGACCUGAAACUGUUCAUCUUGUGGACAUCAGAGAUGCUGCCAAGUUGCACAUUAAAGCUUUGACCAAUAAAAAAGCAUCUGGACAAAGAAUCUUGGUAGCCUCAGGCCCUACCAUUACGUGGGUUGAUGUUGCCAACGUCUUGAGAACUACACUUCCAGAAAAGUACCAUAUAAAUUUACCAACCAGAGAAACCGGACCUAGUGAAGUUCGUAAGAUCCUCAGCAUCGAAAAGGCAAAGAGAAUCUUCAACUGGACUCCAAUUCCAUUUGAAGAGUCUUUGGCCGAAGCUGCCAAAGGUAUCAUUCAGGAAGGAAAGGUCUAA
Scheffersomyces stipitis CBS 6054 is the source of this 987-nucleotide messenger RNA. RefSeq names its product cinnamoyl-Coa reductase (gene CAD1). Lineage: Eukaryota; Fungi; Ascomycota; Pichiomycetes; Serinales; Debaryomycetaceae. Bases 1 to 987 code for a protein of 328 amino acids. The transcript has a single exon. Gene Ontology annotation, molecular function: oxidoreductase activity, acting on the CH-OH group of donors, NAD or NADP as acceptor. The record is from RefSeq and is a predicted model, not a curated record.